AUGCUCGUCCCCACAAAGGCGGAGCAUGAUGAUUUCUUGAUCAACAAAAUCAUUGAUCACUUCACCCAUCUUACUUCCGAUCCUGAUUUCCAAAACGCGUCUGCAACCUAUAGUCAGGUCAAAGAGCAACAGGAGCAAAUCCGGGUUCGAGAUGAGAAGCUGGCCGAACUGCAACAAAUUAUCGAAGCUGAGGCAAAGAAAAGAUUGGUUGCGCUCAGCCAACUAUCUGCAACAAAGCUUAAAGAAAGAGAUGGAUCAAUCGACAAUAUGAGGGCUACUAAUGCAAAACUUGAGAGCCUCCUUGCCGUCGAAAAGACGAAAGGCGAUAACCUCCAACAAGAGAAGAGCUCACUUGAUCAAAAGAUGCAAAAAACUUGCAGUCGACUUGAAAAAUUCGAUGCCUUCAUUCUUAAACCUCGCGAAAUUGAUGAACAGUCAAUUAUUGAUGGUUUUUCGAGCCUAUGGGACUAUGCUACGAAUGAAAUUUGGAGCAUCUUACAGCAGAAUCUAAGCGACAAGAAUCUCGGAAAUGAUGGAAGCUGGAAGAAGUUCAGACUAAGCGCCGAGGAUGCUAUCCGAGACAGAGCUUUCCAAGGACAGUCUAUUCCCCUAUGUGCUUCGAAUUCCGAUGCCGCUAAGGGAAUGCCUCUGGCUGUGACUUUAGGUAUUCUAUCCAGGGAGAUCGAUAAGCAGAUUUUUCAGCCGAGUUACUUUCCCUCCGAGACUGGUCAUUUCAGGAUCAGCUUGAAUAGGCUCGUGAAAAACGACUGCGAGAAAGAAAGUUUUUAUCGUUCUGUCAUGCUUUCUAUUGAUCGCGAGGGACAGGAAGCUGAACUUCAGUCUAGGGCCAGGUCUGUUGUUCAAAACGUGUCCCACUUUCUCUAUGAGCUCCUUUCAACUGCCCAGUAUGGCGAGCUUAAAGAGAAAAUAAAGAAUGUUGUUGAUAGGGCAAUCGAGAUCUGGCGUCCUAUCCAGCAUGCUACGAAAAGAUAUGAGACAGAAUUUGAUCCUGUCGAUUGGGCCCACGAUGAGGAUUCCCCAUUUCAGUUUCCCGUGGGUUGUCAGGAUCAAAUCGGCGCUGAACAAUCGCAUGAGCACCUUCUUGUGAUUUUCCCCGGAUUAUCUUCCUUGGAAGGUGAUACCUUUAUCUUGACUUCUGUCGUUCCACUCAUGAGCUGGCAAUGUGUUGAUGCCAAACACGAACUGAGGAAAGAAGUUCAAAGGCAAGCUAUUCCUACGACUAAACAAUCCAGUCGUAAAAGGCAGAACUCUGUUGCGAAAGGUCAACCAAAGUCAAAUGGGAAUGGUUUUUUAGGGGGGCAUUCCUCAGGAGGCUCAGACAAUUAA
Penicillium odoratum is the source of this 1347-nucleotide messenger RNA. RefSeq lists its product as uncharacterized. The coding region runs from base 1 to 1347 and encodes 448 amino acids. NCBI's taxonomy places the organism in Eukaryota, Fungi, Ascomycota, Eurotiomycetes, Eurotiales, Aspergillaceae. The transcript has 4 exons. The record is from RefSeq and is a predicted model, not a curated record.